Messenger RNA from Eublepharis macularius, 2367 nucleotides. RefSeq names its product interleukin 23 receptor (gene IL23R). Gene Ontology annotation, cellular component: membrane; external side of plasma membrane. Gene Ontology annotation, molecular function: cytokine receptor activity; protein binding. Gene Ontology annotation, biological process: cytokine-mediated signaling pathway. Bases 1 to 2367 code for a protein of 788 amino acids. The transcript has 13 exons. Lineage: Eukaryota; Metazoa; Chordata; Lepidosauria; Squamata; Eublepharidae. The record is from RefSeq and is a predicted model, not a curated record.
AUGACUUAUUACAACACAAAAGGAAGUCCAAUGAGGGAGGAAAGAGGAAAACAAGACAAGCAAGCAAAGUUCAAGCACACUGAUAAGAACAGAAUAAAGAUAGUAAUCACAUUUCCAGGUUCAGGGCUACAGGCAGAUAUACAGUGUGAUGGACAUGUAUGGAUAGAACCAGCCCAAGUCAUUCUGAUGGGUCAGAAUAUUUCUAUAAACUGUCAUUCCCCUACAGAACUAUGCAAGAAAGCCCAACUAUAUAUGCACCUAAAUUUUGUUCGUGUUGAGGACAGAUUCUUGUCAGUUAUAAACAAAACUACGAUUCAGCUUCAGCUUCAAGAUUUUAACAGUCCAUUUUCCACUGUUGUAUGUUAUGCCAGUUGUCCCCAGUCCCAACAUGCUGAAGUUAAACUGGUAUGUGGAACACAAUUUUGCAUGGGCUAUUUGCCGGACCAGCCUGCUGAUUUAACCUGCUUCAUACAGGAGUAUUCAAAUAAUCUGACAUGCACUUGGGACCCUGGCAAAGACACACAUUUAAACACUAGAUACAAUGUGCAUUUGAAGAGUUUACAGACAGAAGAGAACAAAACCUUCACUUCAAGCAGCAAUUUAUCUAUCAUCCCUCUGGCCUAUCUGCAGAAAAGCCAAAGGUUUUAUGUUUGGGUCUUUGCUGAAAAUGACCUAGGAACAGCUCAUUCAGAUCCCUUAUAUGUUGACCUCGAGGAGACAGUGAUACCGAUGACACCAACUAUAACCCAGGCUGAAACUGUGGAUUAUCCAGUAUUUAAGACUAUAAUCAAGUGGGAGAAGCGAACUGCAUUCAACGAUACCCACUGCGAAGAGCGUCACAAGGAGACUACAAGUGAAACUUGGCAUGUCAGAGAACUGGUUGUUGAUUUUAAGAGAGAUCAUUACACUGAGUACAACUUAGAUGCAAACACCAAGUAUGAGUUCCAAGUUAGAUGCAAAUUAAUUCAACCUGGAAGUUUUUGGAGCACAUGGAGUGAACCUGUAACAUACAUGACUUCAGAGGCUGAACCAUCUUCAGUACUUGAUGUGUGGAGAUAUCUGGGACCAAAAUACCAGAAUGGUAGCCAAGAAGUAACCAUCUUAAUCAAGCCAUUUCUUCCAAAAGAAAGCAGAGGACAAAUUCUGAGUUACAGUGUGUUCUGUGAAAACCAAGGGGAAAUUAUGAGUUUAUGUAAUACAACAGAGACAAAAUGCAACAUUUGGGUGCCUGCAACAGUGACCAGUGUCUAUGUGACAGCACAAAAUUCAAAAGGAAGUUCCAAACCUGCAAACAUUACGGUGAACCAACAGUCCUUUAAUUAUCAUGAUUUUCCACCCCCUACUGAUAUGCAAAUUAUUCAUCAUGAACAGAAGGGAAUUUAUGUUAUGUGGAAACUUCCCAUGUCCAUUGGAAAAACAGUCUUGUGGUACAUAGUGGAAUGGACUUGUGCAGGUUGGCAUAGUGAUUACCAGCAUGACAUUUUGUGGGAAAAAAUCCCCAGUCAGAACACGACAACAUAUAUACCAGGAAACUCAUAUAGAGUUGUAAAAAAUGGUGCUGUGGUGCAAGCAGAUGAUGAUGUUGGAGUUCUCUUGGGAAUUGGCAUUGGAGUAGCCUUCUUAUCUUUCUUUAUUUUGGCAUUCAUCACUAAGAAGUCAUUCAGAAAAAGGUUUAGCACAGUGUUUAUUUCAGUGACACCCAAAUGGCUACUUGAAGAUUAUCCUCAGGUGCAGAACAGCAGUGUGAUCAGAUUGCUUCAGGAAAAAAAUUGUUCUACGAUGCACAAUUUCAACUGGCUGUCAUUGGAUUAUGAAGAUGCAGUAGUAACUGAAGUAGAGGAGACAUUGGUAGACACAGAGUGUAGAGCUUUGGAUAAUAAAAGGGAAACCAAAAAAGCCGUUUGCGAGAUCAGCCUACCAUUUGUCAACAAUUCUGACAUGACAGAGGAAAAUGGCUACAAACCUCAGGUUUGCAACAAGGCAUCCUUCUUCCAGAGCAGUUCUGAAACACAUUCUCAAAAUCUGGAUGCAAAAUCAAAUCUCCUAGCUUCACCCAUGAAUAUUUUAAUAAAAGAUUAUAUGAGCCCUAUUACUUCCACGUGGUCUACUGAGGGCACUGAUGAAAAUACACUUUUACUUGAGAAAGUCAAUCUUAUUCUGAGCAACAGUAGAAGUGGGCAGAGCAACAUAUUCACUUCUACAGAAGAACCAAAUAGACCAACAGAAAAUCAAUGGAAGCUCCCAUCAUCAGAAGAUAAUAUUCAAGAACAGACCUUAAUAUCAGAUGAAUUUCUCUCUUGUUUAAGAGCUGUGAAUGAAAACUCUACAGAUUUAAUGUCUUAUUUUCCACAAAGCAUUGCAAAGUGA